This is a messenger RNA of Macrosiphum euphorbiae (potato aphid), 267 nucleotides long. The record is from the annotation of a GenBank genome assembly. Lineage: Eukaryota; Metazoa; Arthropoda; Insecta; Hemiptera; Aphididae.
AUGGAUGCAUUGGCUAAAAUUUUACAAAGAAAUAGUAAAUCAUUUGAUACUAGACGGACUACAUAUUUAGCCAUGAAAAUUACUAUUCAUAACCGUUUUGCUGAUACUUUAAACAUGGAAGGCCGCCGAGGGGAAAAACUUUCAUUUGGCAAAUACAAAGUUUGCACUACUAUCAUUGAUUGUGUUAAGGAAUUGUACCCUCAAAGUACAUUAUUGGAGAUCGAAAAUCAUAUAAGUGAUUGGCUUAAACAAGCUCCUCGAAGAUAA